AUGGUAGAAAAGUAUGAGUUGGCUACACGGUUUAAUUUUCACCAGGAUGACUCUACCCUGCCCUCAUCCAUCAAAAGAAGAAAUGUCCUGGUUACUGGGGCUAUCCCCGGCCUCGGCCGAGAGGCCUCGCGACACACGCUCGCCUUGGGUGCUUCCACCGUCAUUCUAGGAGUUCACUCGUUCUCCAAAGGUGAAGCGGCCAAAUCAGAUAUUGAGUCGACCACUCACUCCACCCGCGACCAAAAGGUAUUCGUCUGGCCCAUUGACCUCGAGUCGUCUGCUAGCAUCAAGACCUUCGCCGACAGAGUGUGGAAGCACGUUUUCGAGGGAGCCUGGCUGGGCAUGGCCAUCAUGAACGCUGGAAUCGCUCAAUGUGCUUUCCACUGCGUUGCUCAGCUUGUACUUGCUGCCACUACUCCUGCGAACGAAGCAGAAGCACCUCUAGCCCAACCUCAUUUGGUCGUUCUUACGAGUGACAUCCACAAGUCGAUCAAAUUCCCCGAGCGAUAUGAGGAUCGCAUUCUUCGUACUCUCAACAAAUUCGACCAAUGGGAGCGAUCGCAAAGUGUGACCGAGCGCUACGGUGCCACAAAGCUGAUGGACAUCUUCAUCGCAAUGGAACUGGCUCAACUGUUGCCGAGAGAUGAGUACGGGAUUCCUUUGGUGGUAUCAGAUCUUCUGACUAGGGCAGAGGUACCGUGGAUAUUUAAGCUGGUACAAGCCUUGAUUGCGAGGACAGUCGAGGAGAGGCGCAAGACUCUUCUUCGUGCUGGGACAGAAGGAUUCAAAACUCAUGGCAAAUGGUUGGAGAAUCAGGUCGUUGCAGAGUAG
Penicillium argentinense is the source of this 831-nucleotide messenger RNA. Its product is annotated as putative short-chain dehydrogenase. The transcript is spliced from 3 exons. Bases 1 to 831 code for a protein of 276 amino acids. The record is from RefSeq and is a predicted model, not a curated record. NCBI's taxonomy places the organism in Eukaryota, Fungi, Ascomycota, Eurotiomycetes, Eurotiales, Aspergillaceae.